Messenger RNA from Mercurialis annua (annual mercury), 2928 nucleotides. RefSeq lists its product as uncharacterized. The record is from RefSeq and is a predicted model, not a curated record. The coding region runs from base 1 to 2928 and encodes 975 amino acids. NCBI's taxonomy places the organism in Eukaryota, Viridiplantae, Streptophyta, Magnoliopsida, Malpighiales, Euphorbiaceae. The transcript is spliced from 8 exons.
AUGUCUACUUCGUUUAAUUUUGUCUCAUGGAAUUGCAGAGGUGGUAUCACUUUUGCAAGAAAACAACGUCUUUUUCGUUCUUUUGUGUCUAAGCAUAAUCUGUCUAUUAUGGGGCUGAUUGAGUCAAAAAAAGAAAGUUUUGAUGAUUUUGCUAUCAGGAGAUUGUGGCCUUUUAAUGAUUUUGAUUAUUGUUUUGUUCCUUCAAUUGGUGCUUCGGGUGGUUUACUUUGUAUUUGGAAUGCUACUACUAUCAAACCAACUAGAAUUAUCAAAUCAUCGAGAUGGUUAAGCUUGGAAUUUCCUUGGUGUUCUUUUGUCAUUCGCUUUGUUUUGGUUUAUGCGAGUAAUUGCCAAAGGGAAAGAGCACAGCUUUGGGAUGAUUUGUUACCUGAAACUCAAACUGAAAAUGUUUGCUUCUUAGUUGGCGAUUUUAAUGAAAUUCUCAAUGUUUCGGAAAGCCUUAAUCAGCGUGUUUUGACUUCAUCCAUGGUCGAAUUUUCUGAGUUUAUUUCAGCUUCCUCUUUGGCUGAUUUUCAUUGGCCUGCUCUUCUUCUCAAAGCUUUGCCUCGUUCAUUCUCGGAUCACGUUCCGCUCUUGUUUAACUUAGAGAUUUCUCAAGAUUGGGGUCCUAAACCUUUCAAGUCCAUUAACGCUUGGUGGUCUCAUCCAGAUUUUAAUGACUUCGCUGCUGCUUCUUGGGCUUCUAUUGCCAUCAGACUUCCGAAUGCAAACCUGGUUACAAGAUUGAAGAAAUUUAGGCAGUGUAUUAAAUCCGGAAAUCAUGAUACUUUUGGUGAUUUAAAUGCCAAAAUUAAUUCAGUUCAGCUUGAUAUUCAAACUCUAGAGACGGAUUCGGAGACUAGAGAGCUGUCAGUUAUAGAGACAACCAAACUUUCAGAGUUGUAUUCGGAUUUUGCUUUCACGACCAAGCAAUUGGAUUCUCUUUGGUUUCAAAAAUUGAGACUCAAUUGGCACCUUCACGGGGACAAGAAUUCCAAAUGUUUCCAUACCAUGGGUUCGGUUAAUUCUAAGGGCAACUUUGUUUCAAAUAUUGUGGUGGAUAAUAUUUGUUACUCUGAACCGCAGGAAAUUAAACUCAAACUUCAUUCGUUUUUCAAAAAACAAUAUACGAGUAACCCGGUUGUGCUUUAUUGCUUAUACUCUCUGAUCAUCAAUCAGUUAUCGGAUGCGCAGGCAAGUUCUCUUACCUGCACUUUUACUGAAGAAGAAAUUCGCUCUGCUCUAUUUAAUAGUGAUGACAAUAAAGCCCCAAGGCCGGAUGGUUUUAACAAUUUCUUCUAUAAGAAAUCUUGGAGUUUUAUGAAAAAGGAUUUCUUGGAUUUAUUUUUGAACUUUCAUCAUUCGGGCUAUUUUCCUCACGGUCUCAACACUGCUUUCUUUGUUCUUAUUCCUAAAAUUAAAGGAGCCACUGAUGUGAAAGACUUUCGUCCAAUUAGCUUCAUUAAUGGGGUUUUUAAACUUCUCUCAAAUGUAUUGGCUAAUAGGCUAUCUCCUCUCCUUCCAUCGGUUAUUUCGGAGAAUCAAUUUGGUUUCAUAAAAGGGAGGAACAUACACGACUGUCACAUGAUAGCCUCCGAGUUAAUUCAUUUAGUGAAGCGUCGAAAGGAAGAGAUUUUCCUUAUCAAGCUUGAUUUCAAAAAAGCUUUUGAUUCGAUUUCUUGGGAUUUUAUACUCAAGAUGCUCACUCGGAUGAAUUUCGGCAUUACUUGGAUUAAUUGGAUCUCGGGUCUUUUGAAAUCUGCCCAAGUUUCAGUUCUAGCAAACGGGAGUCCUUCCGAGAAUUUUUAUAUGGGCAAAGCGGUGGAAGGUUUGAAAGCAAUCUUAGAGGAAGCAACUGUUCAAGGGCUGAUUGGUGGAGUUAAAGUUGGCGGGUCUGUUAAUCCAAUCUCAUUGUUACAAUUUGCAGAUGAUACACUCCUUUUUAUGCCGAAUGAUUUGGUUGCUGCUGUUCUUAAAUGUAAGAUAGAGUCUUUACCUAUAACUUAUCUCGGCUUACCUCUAUCUUUCAAAGCUGCAAAUGCCAAGUUAUGGGCUCCGGUCAUGAACAACUUUCCGAAAAAACUAUCUGUUUGGAAAGGAAAUCUUUUAUAUCUGGCCAGAAGACUUGUGCUGAUCAAAUCGGUAUUGAGUAGUUUACCGGUUUAUUUCAUGUGUUCUUUCCACACUCCGAAAGCUGUUUUGUUAUCUCUUGAACAAUGUAUGAGAAAAUUUCUUUGGGGUGGUUCUUCUUCUAGUUUGAGUUUUAGCAAAGUGGCUUGGCAUGAUGUUCGUCUUCCUCGUUAUCUAGGGGGUUUAAAUAUUACUCCCCUAAGCAUCAAGAACAAAAGUUUACUCUACAAGUGGAUUUGGAAGUCGAUUAUUGUUGAUAAAACCUCUCUUUGGUUUCUUUUGGUAAAAAAUAGCUUAGAAAUCUCCUCUUGGAUUGAUUUGGAGAAUCAUGGUAUUUCUAAGCUCUCUCAUUUUUGGAAGGGUAUUCAUAAUUCUGGUGUUAAAGAUGAUAUCUCAUGGUUGGGUGAUGAUUUGCUUCAAACCAAGUUUAGUAAGCUUUACUCAGUUUUAAGGCAACAUAACGUUACUGUUUCAUAUCUUCUGGCUGUAGAUAAUAGUACCAUCUCCAAUUUUUGCUGGUUAAGACGUCUUCGUGUGGGUGAGGAACACGACUUCAGGCAGCUGCAAUCUCUUCUUUCUUCGGCUGUGGUGGACAACAAGAUAGAAUCUCAUCGAAGGCAUCUCUUGUUCUUCGCGGAAUCAUUCAUGAAUCUCAAGCUUUUUGCUCGGUUUGUUCUUUGCUUGAAACAGCAAGAAAUAUGGAGAUUUGGGAAAAAGUAUAUGCUUUCAUUGCAUUUGGGAUAUUUGGAAAGAAAUGACGUUUCAAGAAGUUUAGAUUCCUUUACGGACUUUACUUAG